Molecule: messenger RNA, 831 nt
Organism: Babesia bigemina
Lineage: Eukaryota; Apicomplexa; Aconoidasida; Piroplasmida; Babesiidae
Product: METHYLTRANSFERASE,putative
Exons: 7
Coding region: 1-831 (276 amino acids)
Molecular function (GO): S-adenosylmethionine-dependent methyltransferase activity
Source: RefSeq, a predicted model, not a curated record
AUGGCCUGGAAGGAGGUUUUCACCUUCAGGAGGGUCUGCGCCUCGUUUGUGGCCGCCAAUGGCGUAGUAUUGUUCUCCAAUUAUCGCAAGCUACAGCUCGGCCGUCCGGAGUACAAGGAUGGUCCUCCGCCGGAAGAGAAGCACAGAAUCGCAAUAUUCGACAGCAUCGCACCCACCUACGACCUGAAAUACAAUGAUGUGCACAAGAAACUAGGGAUAACUGCCACCAAAACGAGCAUGCUGAAAUGCGCCAAGGGCGACGUCCUCGAGGUCGCAGCUGGCACACUGGAGAGCUUGAAGCUCUAUGGCGCCAUAGAGAGCCUCACGGCAGUCGACAAAAGCGUGAUGAUGUGCUUGGAGAUGAAGCGUAAAGUCGAAGAUGCUAAGCCCGACUUCCCUGUCACGAUUAUAUGCGGAGAUGCGUCGGAUCUCCCGUUCGAAAACGAGAGCUUCCACACCUUGGUCACAUCGCAUGCUCUCUGUUCUGUCGAGCACCCUGAGCGUUCCUUGGACGAAAUAGCCCGAGUGAUGAAACCCAGCGGGCGUUAUUUCGCACUGGAACGCGGCAAGGUCUACUACCGAUAUCUGCGUUCCGUACUGGAAUGGCUGAAGGUGUACCCCAAUCCGGGUGUCCCGUGGAAAUACGGCCACUUUGAGAACAGGGAUCCAAUCGAGCUUAAGGUUACCGACUCCGAGAUCUUCGGGUACGGGAUGAACUACGCCAUCGUUGCAAGGCGGCAGCACAGCGACAAGAUAACCGAAUUCGCAAAUGACCCUACCCCGAGAGAGGGCGCGAAGAUCGUAUACCAGUAUUUCCCGCACACGCUGUAA